This is a messenger RNA of Quercus lobata, 1273 nucleotides long. RefSeq names its product protein PHLOEM PROTEIN 2-LIKE A1-like. The coding region runs from base 348 to 794 and encodes 148 amino acids. NCBI's taxonomy places the organism in Eukaryota, Viridiplantae, Streptophyta, Magnoliopsida, Fagales, Fagaceae. The transcript has 2 exons. The record is from RefSeq and is a predicted model, not a curated record. Gene Ontology annotation, molecular function: carbohydrate binding.
UUCAAUGUAAUAGAGUAAAUAAAUCCUAAUUCAAAUAGGAAAAGGAAAACAUUUAAAAACUCUUUCUUCUUCAUAACAUGAUUUGCAUCAUAAUCUCAGUCUACCAGAGGUCUUAAGGGCCACUUAUGAGGCAAUCUGCAUGUCUUUUAAUUCAGUUUGAAUAAAUAUCAAAAGUUAUCUUAGUCCUAAACAGCAUUAAAUAUAAAUUUUAAUUAUUAUCAUUGUUGUGUGAUUUCACCCAAUGACCCCCCAUCAUAAUUAUUGCUUUUCAUAUUCCUUUUUUUUUUUUUUUUUUUUGGCUAUUGUGGAAAUAUUUUGUCGACAAGAAGUUAAAUAAGAAUUGCUUCAUGUUGUUUGCUAGAGAACUUACUAUGGAUUGGGGUGAUAAUUCUGAAUAUUGGAUAUGGACCUAUGACAAAGAUGCAAGUGGUGAAGACAUUGAAGUGGCUGAGCUAUUAAAAGUAUGUUGGUUAAAAAUUACAGGGAUGAUUUGGACGGUUAAUCUCUCACCAGGAACUUUGUAUGAAAUUAUAUUUGUUGUAAAGGUCAAAGAAGGCAGCAAUAUAUCGAAUUUCUCGCUGAACCUUACUAUCAUUCCCCGACAUUUAGAACAGAUAAGACGCCAUCACAGUUUGGAAGAAGACGCUUUAGGAAAUUGGAUUGAAAUUCAGGUGGGUGAGUUUAAAAUGUCACCAGAAAUGGUUGGAAACAUGAUAUUCCAUCUAGAAGAAAUCAGUCCGGAAUGGAAGCACGGUCUUCUUGUAAAAUGUGCUAUCAUUCGAUUGAAGAACUAGUUGCCACUUGGUAUGUAAUCAUUAUCCAUGUGUCGAACACAAGCAAAUUGCUCCUCCGGCUACUUUGAUCAAAGAGUUCUAUUCGAACCUUUUUGUCCACUUCUGUGAUUCCAACACUCUUGACAACUCCAGGCUGACAUCACCCGUGACGUCAUCUGUGCCACGUCAGCCCUAGCUUACGUAAGCAUCCAGUCAUCAGUUGACAUCAGAGUCACGUCAUCUUGCUGUUGUCAUAUCCGCUGACUGUUAACUGGGUUGACUUUGGUUGUUGACUAGACCGUUGACUUUGACCGAGCCCUUGACUUUUUCCUAGGGUUGACUUUUGUUGUCAAGGUUCUUCUUACUCAGUUUUUCGCGUAGAUUUCAUUUUUGCAGUUUGUUUUUGUAUAUUAUGUCUCUAAAUGUAAAAUGAUAUUUUUCUUCCUUGCCCCAUCAAUACUAUAUUGGAAGGGAAUAAAAAUUACUUAUCUUGUUCUCAA